Molecule: messenger RNA, 2591 nt
Organism: Misgurnus anguillicaudatus (oriental weatherfish)
Lineage: Eukaryota; Metazoa; Chordata; Actinopteri; Cypriniformes; Cobitidae
Gene: slc19a3b
Product: solute carrier family 19 member 3b
Biological process (GO): transmembrane transport; vitamin transport
Cellular component (GO): plasma membrane
Molecular function (GO): vitamin transmembrane transporter activity
Source: RefSeq, a predicted model, not a curated record
UUGUGCUGAUAUCACAAUGAUCUACGUUGAGCUACAAUAACAAAAUGUUAAUAUUUUAAGUAUUUAAGUAAUGUAAGUAAGGACAAAAUUAAGAAAAUAAAUUUAUUGUAGCUAACUGAUAACAAUUUGAUUUAAUAACCUAUGUUAUUAAAAUAUUUGCAUCAACGCACACAAGCACCAACACGUGCAUGCACACAGAUCAAAGUCUCUGUCAUAAAUUUGUUUAAUUGCCCGGCGUGCACAGCUAAUUAUAGAAAUGAGAAACUGGACUUACUUUAUAUCGCACAGCAAAGUAAAGAUUGAGUACGACUUACAAUUUAAUACAAGAAACUAGGAAACAACAAGAAAACCAGAAGAAGAGACAGACACACUGGUAGUGAAUGAAGAAUGAAGUGCUGGGGGAACAUGAGGAGGUCAGACUGGGUCUUCCCCACUGCCAUACUCUCUCUUUAUGGUUUCUUUGCUAACUGCAGACCGGCAGAGCCAUUUCUAACACCUUACUUGGUGGGACCCAAAAACAUCUCAGAGGAAGUGGUAACAAACUACUUGUUUCCCAUUUGGACAUACUCAUAUCUCUCCCUUCUCUGUCCAGUAUUCCUAUUAACAGACUUCCUGAGAUAUAAACCUAUAAUAAUAACUCAAGGUCUCUUUCUAAUCAUAAAUUACACCAUUCUUUGCUUUGCUCAAAGUUUGACCGCCAUGACCUACCUGCAGUUCAACUUUGCAAUGGUCACCUCUACAGAGGUUGGGUACUUUUCAUAUAUCUAUAGCGUCAUACCUCCUGAACGCUACCAACAAGCCACGGGAUAUGUCCGUAGUGCUAUGCUGAUCGGCUAUACGUUUGGAGCCACGUUAGGGCAGCUGCUAAUAUCAUUAGCCGAUACAAGCUACUUUCAUGUAAACACGAUCACUUUAGGUCUAAUGGGGGUGGCUUUUCUUAUCUCUUUGGGCCUGCCAAUGCCCCAGCAUGGGAUGUUUUUUAAAAAUGGGACAGGGGUGUCUGCGAACCCUUUGGAAGAGGCAUGCGAGGGGAAAGAUCUUAGAAAAGAGGCCAAAGGAAGAUGCUGCGCUUGGGGAAACUUUAAACGUUCUGGAAAGCAAAUGUGGGAGAGUCUUCGAGAAUCCUACUCUUCGAUAAAGAUGCUGCAGUGGUGCCUCUGGUGGUCCCUGGCUACAGCUGGAUACGGGCAGGUCUUCAACUAUGUCCAGCUAAUGUGGGACCACAUCGAGCCGUCCAGUACAUCAUCUGUGUAUAAUGGUGGAGUGGAGGCGGUUUGCACACUUGUAGGUGCAGCUGCAGCCUUCUCGGUGGGCCACUUAAAAGUACAGUGGGGUGUGUGGGGCGAGCUCUCCCUGGGUGUAUUCUCUGCUAUAGGAGCAGGAUGUGUCUUUCUAAUGGGCCUCACCAACAAUAUUUGGCUAUGUUACACUGGCUAUGCUAUCUUCAAAGCCUCGUACAUGUUUCUCAUCACAAUUACAAUGUUUCAGAUAGCAGUUAAUCUCUCUAUGGAGUGUUACGCUUUAACCUUUGGCAUAAACACUUUUGCUGCCCUUACCCUACAAACAAUACUUACUGCUAUUGUGGUCGACAAUACAGUACUGGGACUGGGCAUUGAAACACAGUUUCUCGUAUAUGGAGGUUACUACAGCUUCAUCUCAGUCAUCUUCCUAAUUCAAGGAGUGAACACCGUUUGUAAACGCUACCGCAUGUCUGUAGCGACUCUAGCGAGACCAAAUAACGACCGACCACCUCAGGAAAAUCUGGAAGAGUGUGUAACAGAUUUGGACAAUAUCAAAGAGGAUCAAUGACACCAUCAAGACAUAUAAAAGAGCAUUCAGUACCAUAAUGUUGAACUGAUAUUACACAUCACAUGAACUUUUAUUAUGUAGUAAUAAUAAUAAUAAUUUAUUCCAAUAACGUAUUUAUAACGAAACAGAACGAAUAAUAUUUACGCCUGUCAUGCCACAAAAUCAACAAUCAUGAGCUUAAUCCUAUAUACAUAUAAUUAAACACGUAAACAUAAGUACUUUGCUCACUGCUGUUACACAAAUAACAGACCGCUGUGAACUGUAAUAUGACACCGGAAGUUAUUCAAGCGUGUCGUUGUGAAUAGCGGAAGUGAUGUCAAGCCUGCAGUGUAAAGUGGGAAUUGCAGUAGAAUAACCUUUUCUUAGGCACUGGCAUUAUUUACAUUUUUGCAUACAGUCAAAUUUGAGCUGUAUGCAAAUACAUGAAAUUGUGAAGUUUUUGACUAAGCAAACCUUAUUACAAUUAUGUUACGUUGUGUACAGUUAUGUAGCGUACAAACACCACACAAAAAAUAUUAGGCAAAAACAAGUACUUGUAUUUUCAUAGAUGACUAUUUUUAUGAAAAAAGAAAAAAACGUAAUAAAGUUAAAUAUGUAACAAUAAAUUAUUUAUGCUUUCUCUCUUAUUUUUUAAAUGGUUUAUUUAUUAACUGAUUACAGUACAUUGUCUCUUUAUAAACUAAAAUAUUGUUUUAUAUUUUUUUUAGAUUUCGUGGCCCUAACCCUCACUUUGUUUCACUUUGUAUAAUCAUUACUAAUGUUUCAGAAUGCCCAUCCGUGAA